Messenger RNA from Trematosphaeria pertusa, 488 nucleotides. RefSeq lists its product as uncharacterized. Bases 81 to 416 code for a protein of 111 amino acids. The record is from RefSeq and is a predicted model, not a curated record. NCBI's taxonomy places the organism in Eukaryota, Fungi, Ascomycota, Dothideomycetes, Pleosporales, Trematosphaeriaceae. The transcript has a single exon.
UCCUCGGUCGUGACGCUGUCCACAAGCCGUGCUUCCUUCAACCCCUCAAUCGCAGCUCCUGGUAAUACUUCCGGUAGUCGAUGGCUUGCUUGAAGUCGUUGAAUCGGCCGCCCAAGCCACAAUACUCCUCGAACCAGAGCUCAACUUCCCGGAGCGAAGGGAACUGGGCGAGCUUGGGAACCUUGGAAUGGCCAGGGUCCAAGGAGUAUCGAUCUUGGGUUUGGGCUCUUCGUUCACUGUCUCCAAGUAUGUCGCACUUUCUUUCCACGGCAAUUAUAGAAAUAGGACGAGUGGGAAGACGGAGAUUUUUCAGUGUCUUGAUAUCGACGUGGUGUACUGUGGUAUGCAGCAGCGCUGCAACUCAACCGGGGGGAUGUGAACGGGGCCACGACACCGCUUGGUUAGACCAAAAUUAAAAAUUAAAAAGAAAGAAAGAAAAGAAGGGUGGUCGAAAAAGGAUGGUAUGCUAGCAGUCUUUGUAUGUAUUG